Molecule: messenger RNA, 3307 nt
Organism: Stegodyphus dumicola
Lineage: Eukaryota; Metazoa; Arthropoda; Arachnida; Araneae; Eresidae
Product: fibroblast growth factor 8-like
Molecular function (GO): growth factor activity
Source: RefSeq, a predicted model, not a curated record
GAGAGUUUGCGAGUCAUUUCAAGCUGCGAGACUCGUCGGUUUCGGACGGAAGCUCGUGCGCUUUUCAACUUAGGAAAAACUUGACACAGAGAAGUUCAAGAAUUUUGUUUUUUACUCCUCCGAACGUUUAACUUUAAAUUUCAGUUCUGGAUGAUAUGACAUCCUGUGCGCCGGAUGGAUUUUCCCUGUUUGUUAAAUUUUAUUUUAUUAUUUGUGGUGUCUUGUUUAGAUAUAUUUCAGUGAGCGAGUGUUUGCGGAUUUUUGCAGAUACUUUUUCAAAUUUUUGUCGUGUGAGUUGGAUUGUAAGAGUGAAUCGACUUUAAAGGUUCGAUGCGUGCCAGCGGAUCCAUGAGGAGACAUAUGUCUCCAUGGUUACUUGUUGAUGCCACAUGUUAAUAUUCAGGUUUCUUCAAAUUGCCUCCCUAGCGUACCUGUGUAGUUUAUUCUUCAAAAUGGUUUCAUGUAAUCGCCUGCCUGUCGAUUUAGAGAAGGAAGCCCCGACGUAUCUGGCAGACUCUCGAAUCCAAAGGACGUACAAACUCUACAACCAGUGUAGCAGUAAGCACGUACAGAUCGUCGGAAAAGUGAUCAACGCGAAAGGACAGUCAAGCAGCGCAAAUGUGAACUUAAGUUUCAUCUCUGCACCUGACAAGAACCAUCCGAAUGCGAUACAGAUUAUAGGGCAGAAAUCUGGGCGCUACGUCUGUUUCAACAAGAAAGGAAAGCUAAUAGCCAGGUUCAAUGGUAAAAAGAGGCUUUGUAUGUUCGAAGAAAAUUUCAGUGAAGACCACUACACAGUGCUGCAAUCGAUCUUUAAUAAAGAUUGGUACGUAGGCUUCAAUAGGAAGGGCAAGCCACUCAAAGGAAAUUUACACAAAACAAAAAAGAAGUGCUACCACUUUAUAAAAAGGGAUCAUCCAUAUGGUUUAAAAGACCCUAUGGGUCCUGGUCCCAGAAUCAAAGACCCAUCGAAACUGAAAGACUUAUUAACGGGACGUGGUCACACCCCUUUGCGCCAUAGGAAAAUAGUGCCAAGAACGCCUACAAGGUGAACCCACCACCGAAAUCGACAAGCUUCAGAUGUUAGAUUUCUAAUUUUUUGGUUGUUGCUUCUUUCUUUCCAACGUGAAUUUUUUGAGAACCAUUCUCCAAGGCAGGACCUUGGCGAGAUGUAACUAGGCUGAUGCUUCGAUGUUCAUCCAUUUUUCUCGAGAACUAUUGCUGGGGACCGGCUAUGCGUUAUUGCAACUAAAGGAAGUGCCAAUUUGUGUUCUCUGAAACCGAAGACAGACUAUACGCCUGCGGACUUUCCUCGAAUGCAACUAGAUGUUCGAAUAGUAGCCACAUUAUACGUAGGUCUUUUGAACUUGAUGUUAUUUAUUCGAAAAUAUAGAAAUUUAUUUAUUGCAAUGGUAGUAGGUUUUAGAACUCUAAUAGUUACAUUAGAUAACACGUUGUGCAUUUCGUAUUGUGUCAUGUCAACGUACGGGUUAUAAAUUUGCUUAGCCUUUUCGGAAGGUUCAGAAUAAUUAAAAGUAAUAUUGCCAUUCCAUGUUUUUACAAUAUUGCACCGAAAAGUAUGAAUUUCCCAAAGGGGCAUCCUAUCUAAAGUAAUGGUUGUUAAUUUUAAAAAAGAAUUCUGUGUUACAAACUGAUUAGUAAGAAAGGAAAGUCUGCUAUCUUUUAUCUUUACGUUAUUGAGUCGUCGUGAAAUGGCAACAGCUCGCCCGCACACGGCAAAAAGUCAUGUAUGUUUAGUGUUUUUGCCAAUACCUGUACAGAACAUUUUCUUUAUAUGUGUUAUUCAAAUCAUGUGCCAUCUCUAACUAGAUGCUGAUUGCAUAUUAUGUUAUCAUCUGAAAGAACUUUGUUUUAAGUCAUUCCAGUUAUGUAGUUGAUAAAAAGUUCUGACAUUAAAUGUAUAGUACAUAUUGUAAAAAUUUGAACGAAAAGGGGACAAAUUUAAUCUCUAAUUUUCUUUUAAUUUUUUUUUAAAUUUUUAGUUUUUUUAAUUAUUUUCACUAUACACUUUAUAUUUAAUAUCAUGAAAAAUAAAUUAAUUUCUUAAUUUGUAAAAUGUAAGAAAUUAUUAUUAUUUUGGAAAAGACCUGUUCUGUAACUUCAGGGUGUAAUUAAAAAAUUAAUUAUAAUGCCAUGCAUUUUAAGUCUCCUUUUUUAAUUGUAAUAAAAGCAGUCUUAAUUGUAUCUAUUUUUUCAAUUGUGUGAAAAAUAUUAGAAUUUGAAUGUCCAUGACACUUUAUCACUUUUUCCCCCGUUCUUCAGGGAGAAUAAAUAUUUGAAUGUAACACCUUAAAUUGCUGUUAUCUAUCAUAUGCUUCAAUGUAUUUGCGUCUAUAGAGUACAGUAUGGAAGAAAUAAGCGUAAAAAUGUGUCAGUUACGUAAAUGAAUUUAUUUUCAAAAUUCUGAACGUUUACAAAAAAUGUGACUUUGUAUUUUAUUUUAACUAACUGUGCAAUUUCUGUAAUUACUUUCUCACUGCCAGCUUUUUAAUAUAUGCAGGUGAAGAUGGCUUAUUUAGAAAGGUAUUUUAUUUUCAUAUUAAAUACCGCGUACCUAUAAUGUUAUAUUCACGCAUCUUCAAACACGUUUAAUAAGAUUAAUUAAGGAUGUAAAUUCACCCUGUUACAACUCACCAACUGCUCAAACCGUAUUUAGCGUCUUUGAAUACUUGAUCCUUAGUAUACUGUCGAUCAUCGAAGUAUUACGAAUGCUACAAUAUUAAGUUUGCCAUAAAUUUAAAAGAAAGGAUUAAGUAUUCCAUACAGAUGUUGUAUUUUCGGGCAAUCAUUUAGUUAUAAACAAAAUAUUAGAAAAUGUGUUUUUAAUUGUAAAUUGUUACUUUAUAUUGAUGAUUAUUAAAACACACGUAUUCCGUACUAGUGCGCUCGCAAACAGUGCUCUUUUGUUUUACAAAUAAAAUGCUUGGGAUGCUCCUGCGUAAAGUCAUUCGAUAGUUCCUAUUUUACCAACUACGUACUCGUAUUUGUCGCAUUCUAAUAAUUCUGACAACAUUUCAAUAUUUUUUUCAUUACUACCCAAUGAUUAAUUCUAUAGUCCAGAAGGUUAUUUAAUUAUGUGUAUUGUUAAAAUUUCCCGUCUCAUGAAAAUCCCUUUUCACUGAAUGUUACAGCUAGAGUAUUUGUAUGAAUUUGUAGGAUUCUCCAUUGUGUAAUUCUAAGUUAACGUUGAAAGUGAAGAAUUUUCUAACGUUGAAAGUGAAGAACUUUUAAGCGAAUAAUCGCUUGAGGAAACAACAAGAUAGAAGGAUAAAAUAACUCUUUAUUA